Leptosia nina is the source of this 1701-nucleotide messenger RNA. The record is from the annotation of a GenBank genome assembly. Lineage: Eukaryota; Metazoa; Arthropoda; Insecta; Lepidoptera; Pieridae.
AUGUCCACAACGGCAAAAGUCGCCGUCUCACAAAUUCUUCGCCAUAAAGAUGAUUUGGGUGACGAGGACAACGAACCCAAGAAGAAGUCUAGAGAAGACUGGCGGAAAGCGAAAGAAUUAGAAGAGGCUCGUAAAGCGGGGACUGCACCUGCUGCAGUAGAUGAGACAGGGAAAGACAUAAAUCCUCACAUCCCACAAUAUAUAUCAUCUGCACCAUGGUACUAUGGCACAAGCGGACCUACACUUAAACAUCAGCGCCCACAAGAAGAUCGAGAAGGCAGCUUUACAAAACUUGAUACAUACUAUAACAAAGGUGUUGACAAAACUAAACUCGCCACAAAGUUCAGGAAAGGUGCAUGUGAAAAUUGUGGAGCUUUGACUCAUAAGAAAAAAGAUUGCCUUGAAAGACCAAGAAAGAUUGGAGCAAAGUUCACAAACGCUGGUAUAGCACCAGAUGAAUUCAAUCAACCAAACCUGAAUCUAAGUUACGAUGGGAAAAGAGACAGAUGGAAUGGUUAUGACCCAGCCGAACAUAAAGCUAUUAUAGAAGAAUAUCAAAAAGUUGAAGAAGCCAAAAGAGAAAUGAGAGCUAAGAGAUUGGAGGAAGAUCCAACUGCCACUGAGGAUGACGACAGAGAAGGUGAAGAUGAAGACAAAUAUGUUGAUGAAGUUGACAUGCCCGGUACUAAGGUGGACUCGAAACAACGUAUCACAGUACGGAAUCUACGAAUUCGAGAGGACACGGCCAAAUAUCUUCGCAAUUUGGAUUUGAACUCUGCAUACUAUGACCCCAAGACGCGCUCCAUGAGAGACAAUCCACACCCUGAAGCGGCCGAAAGUGACUACGCGGGCGAGAACUUUGUGCGCCUGACGGGCGAUACGGUAUCUCAUGCCGCGGCCCAAGUGUUCGCUUGGGAGGCGCAGUCGGCGGGGCUGGACGUGCACCUAUUGGCCGAACCCACUAAGCUGCAAAUGUUGCAGAACGACUAUCAUCACAAAAAGGAACGUUUCGAGGGCCAAGUAAAGCAAUCGGUGCUAGAUAAGUACGGAGGAGAAGAACAUUUGAGAGCUCCACCGCGUGAAUUGCUUCUAGCGCAGACUGAGGUCUUCACUCAAUACAACCGAGAUGGUACACUUGUCACAGCAUCUGAAAAACAGUGGCUUAAGAGCAAAUAUGAAGAAGACACUUUGAUAAACAACCAUACAUCAGUUUGGGGCUCCUACUGGAAAGAAGGUCAAUGGGGGUACAAGUGUUGCUAUUCUUUUAUCAAAAUGUCGUAUUGUGUGGGCGAAGCGGGCAAAAGCGUCGUAUCGGAGGUUACAAGCAAUGCUAAUGUUUAUGCGGAUAGAAAAGCCGUUGCAAAAACGGAGAACUCAUCAUCUUCUAGCUCGGAUUCUUCGGAAUCGGAAGCUGACUCUCGAAGUAAGACUGAAAAAACGAGCAAAAAAAAGAAGAACAGAAGGAAAGCUAAGACAAAAAGAAAAACAAUCGAAAAAGAAAAGAAGAUGGAAGACAAGUUGAAGAAGGCUCUGGAAAUGGAAGAAAGAAAUCAGAGACACGCCGAAUAUUUACUAUCUAAAGAUGAAAGGAAACGACCUUACAAUAGUAUGGUCGAAGUGAAAGAACCAACGCAAGAUGAAAUGGAAGCCUAUAUGAUGAAGAGGCGCCGAGAUGAAGAUCCGAUGAAUCAAUUUAUGUGA